Messenger RNA from Laccaria bicolor S238N-H82, 966 nucleotides. RefSeq lists its product as uncharacterized. The transcript is spliced from 7 exons. NCBI's taxonomy places the organism in Eukaryota, Fungi, Basidiomycota, Agaricomycetes, Agaricales, Hydnangiaceae. The coding region runs from base 1 to 966 and encodes 321 amino acids. The record is from RefSeq and is a predicted model, not a curated record.
AUGGUGAUGAGUGGAAUGGGCCGCGGAUUCAGAGGGGACCUACUAAGUAUUCAUGAAAUUGGCGAGGAAAAUGUCAGUGUGGUCCAGGGCCGGUUCAACCUGGGUAUGAUACAGCGGAGUUUUCAACGUGUGCGUCCGGCGUUUUCAAACCGCCCUGAUAAAAGGAUUUCGUACUGCAAGAUCCAAAGGACCGUCGAGACGGCGUGCCACUGCCGUGAAAAAAAGCUAAGGAGAGGUCUUUCCAACGAUAGACUGUCGCGGAUGGCACCCACCAACACCCGUGGAUUUUCCUCCCUACCCGCUGAACUCUACCAUGAAAUUGCGUCGCAUUACGGUUCCUCCCAUGUUUCCUCCAAGCAGCAGACGGUCUACGACGGCAAACCCUUUGAACGACGCGCCACUCUUCUCGCGCUGUCCCAAACAUGCGUGAAGCUGCGCGGCAUAUUUUUGCCGUUAGCCUGGCAACAGAAACACAUCCAAGCUCACCAACAGCGACAUUCAGCACAGGAAUUCUCUUCAGGCCUCACAAGGCUGUUGAAGGUCGUGACACUAUAUAAUCCUGCCCUUUCUUCUUACGUCAAAGCCGUGAACGUGGUAGUGCCGAACGAUCCUUCCACGACGACCUUCGAAGAACUUGCUUACUUCCUUCGGCUCUUGCCAAACCUCCUUACGAUCCAGUUACUCAACCUUCAAGACAAAUUCGCCACCGCCUUCUCCAAGGCAUUUGAUCAUAAAAAAUGCAUCCUGCUACGAGUGCGAACGCUUCUGAUAGCGGACACUGCAAUUCAUCUGGUCGCUUGUUGUUCCAAAGUAAGGAGAGUCACUGCCGUCGGGUCUUGUAAAGCGCGCUUUGUGAGAAUCCUGGCGUCGAGGUGUCAAGAGAGCUUCUUAAAGGAGCAAGCGUCGUUGAACAUUUUCCUCAAGUCACCAGCAUAUCCCAUUAUUUUUGCGAUGGAGAUCUUAUGA